Messenger RNA from Notolabrus celidotus (New Zealand spotty), 4940 nucleotides. RefSeq names its product isoleucyl-tRNA synthetase 1 (gene iars1). The transcript has 34 exons. Gene Ontology annotation, biological process: isoleucyl-tRNA aminoacylation. The record is from RefSeq and is a predicted model, not a curated record. Gene Ontology annotation, molecular function: aminoacyl-tRNA deacylase activity; ATP binding; isoleucine-tRNA ligase activity. Lineage: Eukaryota; Metazoa; Chordata; Actinopteri; Labriformes; Labridae. The coding region runs from base 111 to 3932 and encodes 1273 amino acids.
UAAAUGCAGCUGCUCAGUGUGCGUGAUGUCGUCACUUCCUCUCACGUUGACUCCAGCUUGCAUCAUUUCUUGUCUCUUGUUGGCAGCCGGGGACAGACAACAUACACACAAUGGUUGAGCCAGUCCCAGAGUCGAUCAACUUUCCCACUGAGGAAGAGAAGAUCCUGCAGCUGUGGAACGACAAGGAUUGCUUCCAGGAAUGCCUCAAACAGUCCAAGAACAGACCCAAGUACACCUUCUAUGACGGGCCUCCUUUUGCCACGGGUCUUCCUCACUAUGGGCACAUCCUAGCUGGUACCAUCAAGGAUGUUGUCACUCGUUUUGCUCACCAAAACGGCUUCCAUGUGGACCGGCGCUUUGGAUGGGACUGUCACGGCCUACCUGUGGAGUAUGAGAUCGACAAGACUUUAGGGAUCAAAGGCCCUGAAGAUGUGGCAAAGAUGGGCAUCGCAGAGUACAACAAGCAGUGCAGAAACAUCGUCAUGAGAUACUCCAAUGAGUGGGAGAAUUCAGUGAGGCGAAUGGGAAGGUGGAUUGACUUCAAAAAUGACUACAAGACUCUGUACCCUUGGUUCAUGGAGACAGUCUGGUGGGUGUUCAGACAGCUGUAUGACAAGGGUCUGGUUUACCGAGGCGUCAAAGUCAUGCCUUUCUCCACUGCCUGCAACACCCCGCUGUCCAACUUUGAGUCCCAUCAGAACUACAAGGAUGUUCAGGACCCAUCCGUGAUUGUCAACUUCCCAUUGGUUGAGAAUGAAGAAGUGUCUCUGAUCGCCUGGACGACCACUCCCUGGACACUGCCAAGUAACCUGGCUCUUUGUGUUAACCCAGAGUUCAUAUACGUCAAAGUCAAAGAUAAUGCAACAAACAAGACCUACAUUAUGAUGGAGGCCAGACUGGGAGCUCUGUUCAAGUCGGAAAGCGAGUACACUCUGCUGGAUAAAUUUCCUGGGAAGACACUGAAGGGGAAAAAAUACAAGCCUCUGUUCUCGUACUUCUCCCAGUGCGGGGAGAAAGGAGCGUUCCAGGUGGUGAUUGAUAACUAUGUCAAGGAAGAGGAGGGUACAGGAGUGGUCCACCAGGCACCGUACUUUGGAGCUGAUGAUUACAGGGUGUGCACAGAAUUCAACAUCAUCCAGAGGGACCAGGCUCCUAUCUGCCCUGUGGACGCCUCGGGCUGCUUCACUUCAGAGGUCACUGACUUCGCAGGACAGUACGUCAAAGAUGCUGACAAGAACAUCAUCAAGUGGAUGAAGGAGAAUGGCCGACUUGUCAACGCCAGCAGUUUCAAACAUAGUUACCCCUUCUGUUGGAGGUCAGACACACCCCUGAUCUACAAAGCAGUCCCCAGCUGGUUUGUCCGUGUGGAGCACAUGGUGGACAAACUUCUGGAUAACAACGGCAAGUGCUACUGGGUGCCAGAAUUUGUGCGUGAGAAACGUUUCGGGAACUGGCUGAGAGACGCACGAGACUGGGCGAUCUCAAGGAACCGCUACUGGGGCACACCGAUCCCGCUCUGGGUCAGCGACGACUACGAGGAGGUGGUGUGUGUCGGCUCCAUGGCUGAACUCGAGGAGCUGACUGGAGUCAAAGUAACCGAUCUGCAUCGAGAGAACAUCGACAGUUUGACCAUUCCAUCGCGGUGCGGUAAGGGCGUGCUGCGGAGGGUCACGGAGGUGUUCGACUGCUGGUUUGAGAGUGGUAGCAUGCCAUACGCUCAGGUCCACUACCCGUUUGAAAACAGGAAGGAGUUUGAGGACACGUUCCCUGCAGACUUCAUCGCUGAAGGCAUUGACCAGACGAGAGGAUGGUUCUACACCCUGCUGGUGCUCUCCACAGCACUGUUUGGCAAACCUCCCUUCAAGAAUGUCAUUGUUAACGGACUUGUACUCGCAAGCGAUGGACAGAAGAUGAGCAAGCGCAAGAAGAACUACCCGGAUCCAGGACUCAUAGUGCAGAACUAUGGAGCUGAUGCCCUCAGACUGUACCUCAUCAACUCUCCGGUGGUGAGAGCAGAGAACCUGCGUUUCAAAGAGGACGGGGUGCGGGACGUGUUGAAGGAUGUCUUCUUGCCGUGGUAUAAUGCGUACCGCUUCCUGGUGCAGAAUGUACAAAGGCUACAGAAGGAGGAUGAAAUUAAAUUCCUGUACAAUGAAAACACAGCCAAGCAGAGCAACAACAUCAUGGACAGAUGGGUUCAGUCCUUCACGCAGUCCCUCAUCCAGUUCUUCAGGGCUGAGAUGGACGCGUACCGUCUGUACACGGUCGUGCCCCGCCUGGUCAAGUUUGUGGACAUGCUCACCAACUGGUACGUCAGGACCAACAGACGCCGUCUCAAGGGAGAGAGUGGCACUGAGGACUGCCUGUGGGCACUGGAAACCCUCUUCAGUGUUCUGUUUUCCAUGUGCAGGCUGAUGGCUCCCUUCACACCUUUCAUUACAGAGAUGAUGUACCAAAAUCUGCGUCACCUCAUCGACCCCGCCUCUGUGGAGGAGAAGGACAGCGGCAGCAUCCACUAUCUCAUGCUGCCACAAGUCAGAGAGAGUUUGAUUGACAAGCGCAUUGAGAGCGCCGUCUCCCAGAUGCAGUCUGUGAUCGAGCUUGGCAGAGUGAUCCGAGACAGGAAGACCCUGCCUGUCAAGUACCCACUGAAGGAGGUGGUAGUUAUUCACCAGGACCCAGAGGCUCUCAAAGACAUCCAGUCUCUGCAGAAGUACAUCCUGGAAGAGCUCAAUGUGCGACAGCUGACCAUGUCUACAGACAAGGAUAAGUACGGCAUCAGCCUGAGAGCCGAGCCCGACCACAUGGUGCUGGGCAAGAGACUAAAGGGGGCCUUCAAAGCCAUCACUGCUUCCAUCAAGGAGCUGACCAGCACGCAGCUUGAGUCCUUCCAGAAAACAGGAUCCAUCAUGGUGGACGGUCAUGAGCUUCACGAGGAGGACCUGAGGCUGAUGUACACCUUCAACCAGAGCUCUGGUUCAGCUGCACAGUAUGAAGCUCACUCUGAUGCGCAGGUCCUGGUGCUGCUGGAUGUCUCCCCAGACCAGUCCAUGCUGGAUGAAGGCGUUGCCCGAGAGGUCAUCAACCGCAUUCAGAAACUACGCAAGAAGGGCCAUUUGGUGCCGUCAGAUGAGAUUUCCGUGUAUUACCGCUGCCAGCCACAGGGGGAGUACUUGGACUCAGUGAUCCAGGCUCACACAGAGUUCAUACUGGCCACCACCAAGGCUCCUCUGCUGCCCUUCCCGGUCCCAAAGACUGCCAGUGUCAUCAUAGAGGAGAAGACUCAGCUGAAGGGCUCAGACUUGGAGCUAAUCAUAGUGAAGGGAUCUUCAGCGCCUCGGGCUCAGCUCAACGGACCAGCCUGUUCCUAUGUAAACCUCAGAGUGAUGGUCAACAACAAAGAACAAGGUAGCACACCGGAAGAGGGUGUCGUCCUGUUGGAGAACCCUAAAGGGGAUAACCGACUCGGCCUGGACCAGCUGAAGAAAGUGUGCAAAAGCAUCUUUGGAACCAACAACACCCAGCUCAAAGUUUUCAACGGCGGGGCUGAGUUGACCAGCAAAGUGGACCUUCAGGCUCUCAACGGUAAAACUUUGUCAGUGACCUCAGGCUCUUCCUCUCCUGUCUCCGCCCCCACCACUGACACCCUCCUGUGUCCUUACGUUAACCUCCUGCUCUGCGACGCACAACCAGCCGAGUGUCAGUCAGGAGACGCAGGCACCCUCCUGCUGGUGAACCCCGUGGGCAAGAACGGGCUCAACCACUCGGGUCUGCUGUCUGAGGCUGCCAAGGUGUUCGGCCUUCGUAGCCGACGACUCAAACUCUACCUGGACCAGGACCUCACCCAGGAGCUGCCAGCUGACUCAUCAGUAAAAUCUCUAGACACCAAAACUCUGUUUGUGAGAGUUCUUCCAACAACCGCCGAAGCAUAACUCAAGAAAAGCCAUCAUUGGAUCUUGGUGUCGAUACACGCCUCAGAUGACUCGCAGCUUCCCUGGAAGAAGAAGAUUUUUUUUUUUUUACCAUUUAAAUCUCAGCUAUAGCAACUUCUAAGUACAGUGUAUUCUCGGUAUUUUCUGGAAGUCCUGAUGCAAAGCCGGUUUGUCUGUCAAGUUCACAACUUUAAUUUUAAAGUCAUUAUCAUGCAUGUCUUGAAGCUUCUUGUGACGACUUCAGGCACAAAAUUAGCCUGCCUAAAGACGUCUCGAGAUUUUGAUGUGUUUGAGCUCAUCCCAAGAUGUGAUGAUAGCUCUAAUUAAUCAUCAUAUUUAAGCCUAGUCAUACAACACUUUUCUCUCUGUCACACUUUCUCUGCUUCAUCUUUAAUUUGUCACUUGUUGAGUGGCAGUUCCAUGAAAGCACAAUGUGCUUUAUUUAUUCUGGACAGAUAAGAUUUCCAUCAUUUCCUCACUGGAUGCACUUCAAAAACAGAAAGAUAAAUCAUAUGUAACAGCGAAACAGACUUGCUGGAUCUGUAUACGACAUAGCUGGUUAGGUAAACUAGGAAUUGUCUGAUGGAUGGAAAACCAAACAUCAAACUCUUCCUGGAAACACAGAUUCGAGGGAACUGUCUAACCUGUCUAGCUGUCAGAAUUGCCGAUGGGUGAUUUUCUUUAUUAUGCUAAUUAGGAAAAUUAUGCAAGCUACGUCCCUUCAAGGCUUAUUUGAGGUGAGCUUUGUCCAAAGUAAUUAUUGCUACGGCUCAUUAUUAAGAAACCAAUUUGGUCCAUUGUGCUUACAUUCAUUUUGAAUUUAACAGAUAAACCUAUUCUGCUCGUUGCAUUGGGAAUCCUUUGACAGUUGUAAAGGCAUUUAAGAAGGUGAAAUGGACUUUGGGGCCGCUGUACCUACAGGACAAAACGUUUCUCUCGUGAAAAGAGCAACACAUGAGAAUGUUCUAUUUUAAGUGUCAAACGGAAUAAAUCAAAGGUGACUAAGAA